AAGUAGUAUUGGGAUAAACUUGCUGGUGUUGGGCUAAAAGGAGAUGACCAAGGACCGGAGCCGCCAACAUUUUGAAGCUAAGAAACACUGCCAUUUCCCGAAACGACAAACUCAGUAGAAGGUUUUAUUGAACGAAACGACAAUUAUAAUGGACAGCUAACGGUGACUGGUUGAGACGCUUGUUAUUAGCUUCGUUUAGCUUUUAUAGUUUGCCGUUUCCUUAGUUAAAGCUAACAAGCUAGCAAACGUAAGCUAUAUUACUGUAAACAAUGUUAACAUUUUGAUAUUCAAUAUAAUAUCAAACCAUUUGUGUAAUGGUAACGAUAGCUGACUGUAACUAUUGUAUUGUAUUGUUAAGCGGUAAACGCCAUCUGGAAUGUGACGCCACCGUGUUCGAUGUGGUUGCUUGACAACGGCACAAUUAAAGAGACCGCAACAUCAGUAAUUACGGAUCAUCUUGCCCGGUCCCAGUUGACAACAGGUGGAGCGAGUUGUUUCUCAACUGCAGAACAAGAGCCACACAGCUGCCUUAGAUUCCCCCAAGCUGCCACUGCCAGUCAUCACACUUGCUGCCCCUCGUCUGUGCUGUAGGCAUGGCAUUUUCUGUUCCCAGCUGGACUGUAUGACUUGACCUAAAAGAGAUGGAUGAUGAAUUUGGAAACUUCAUCAGGGAGCGAAAGGCGAGAGUGGCUGAGGAUAAAGCCAGUUUAGAAGAUCCUCCUUACAUGGAAAUGAAGAGGAGAAUUACAGUGUCGGGCUACCACUUGGUGUGGAGUAUGAGAGGAAGAAACAGAGGCUGCAGCAUGAGCUCCGUUUGGACUACAGACGCUACAUGGCUCAGAAGAAGAACUUGGACCCUGGGCAGUCUGGACCAUUAAUGCACUCCAAUACCAGGAGGUCUGUCAAGAUUGACAUCCGCGAUCGAUAAACAGAAUCCCCCCGCAAGCAUGUCUCUACAUCUUCCUCCCAGAGAACGGGAGAGACGCUUUACCUUCAAUUGUAUUAUUGAGAAAACCUUGCUUGGAGAACAGGCUGUUGUUCUUCCCGGUCAGGGAGCCCGCAUACACAGGGAUGCCGCUGCUCUUCUUACAGAGGACAGUAGGUUGCAAAGGGCUUUGCGUCCUGCAGAGGUCCAGCACCUCUACACUGAAGAGGAUGAAGAGCAUUCUUCAAUUCCCCCAAGGCGUCUUGAAAGGCUCAGAAAGCCAGUGGAUAGGGAUUCAGAGGAGGAGGAAUACUUCAAAGAGGAGUUGGAGCUGAUCGGAGGCAGACAUACGGGGUUUGAGGACAUUUAUGAGAGGAGAUCAAAAAAGACUGAUGUCAGGGAGGAGGGGGAGUUUCCAGCAGGUGUUGCAAGAGAAGGCUGGAGAUCGAGAGCACUGACCAAGAAAGAGGACGCUGAGUUUGCCACUGGCCUUAUAAUAGGAUUAGCUGACACAAAAGAUGCCUUACAGAGAAAGAAGGAGUGCUACAGACAGCAACUGCAGGAGCAGAUAGCUGAACAACACAGGAACAAGAAGAGGGAGAAAGAUCUGGAGCUGAAAGUUGCUGCAACUGGUGCAAAUGAUCCUGAGAAACAGCCGGACCGAAUCAGACAGUUUGGGGUGAGCUGGAGGAAGGAUCAUAAGGUUUUGGAGCCAUUAGCAACAGGAGAGAACAAAACAUCAUCCGGAGGUCUAUCUUAUCGUGAAAGGACAUAUGCAAGAGACAGAGAGACGUCUCCCCCUGAGCAGCCCCAUGUGGCCUUCCAGUCCCCUCUGCUGGAUUACAGCUCUGCUCUGGGCCUAGGGGCUGGAGGUCUGUCCCCCAACAGUCAACCUGCAGCCCCCUCCUUUCCCAGAGCCAUGGACACUCCCAGACUCCCCUUGUUUGCUCCUCAUCCUCCUUCUACCGUCAGUGAAGCCUACAGGAGCCCGUACGGAGAGCCCUAUCACUACUAUGGCACCAGAAAUCAGCUUGACCCGAACAUGGCCUACUAUGGUCACUUGCCUGUUACUGCUGCUGGCCUCCCCAUAUCCUACUGGAACGUACCACCAGGGGGAGCUGUGCCCAGCCGGUUUGGUAGCCACAGCCCUCACAGCCAGCACAGCGGAAGUAGCUUUCCAGAGCCUCCAAUACAGUCUAGCAUCGGGGCUGCUGCGGACUCUCAUGUCAGGGUUCUCCAUUCAGAGAAACCCAGAUCAACUAGGGACAGAGCUGUGAGCUACAGGGACGCUUUAAAACAACAGGACGCUUCCGGGAGAGUGAGCAGCGAGCUUUACAACAAGAUCCAGGAGCAACAGGAGCGGAGGUGUCAGGAGAGGGUGGAGACAGAACGUUACGAAGCCCAACUGGAGGUGGACAUGAAGAACCACCAGCCCUGGGGUCGGGGAGGAGGAGGAGCCCCACUCCGAGACAGCACUGGAAAUCUCAUUGCUGACUUAAACCAGAUGCACAAAUUCAACGAAGAGGCUUACAUCAACCCGGAGCAGUGGCAGAGGAGAGCGACGGCCAUAACAACAGCAUCCCGCCGGCUAGAGCUCCCCGACCCUAAUGAGAGGGUCUCUGGUACUGUAUCUGGGUGCAGCACCCAUGACACUAGUAACAGGAUCGGUUUCGCCAGUGUUCAAACCCCCCAGUUUGCAAGAGGCAACAUUUUUUCCAACCAGCCGAGCCAACAACAGGUCCAGGAGCAGGACAAGUACAAAGCCUACCUCAAACAGCAGAUUGAAGAGAAAAUGCGUAAAAAGGCGGAGGAGAGUGAACGGACAAGAUUAGAGGAAGAGAAAGAGGAGAGGAGGCUGGCAGAGCAGAGGGCUCGCAUCCAAAGGGAGUUUGACGAAGAACAAGAGAGGAAGAAACGGAAGGAAAUGGAGCAAAAGGCGAAGAAUGAAGAGCUGAUUCAGCUGGCUGAACAGAAGAAAAGAGAAGUGGAGAGGAAGAAGAAAGAAGAAGAAGAGAAGGAGAACGCAGAACUGAGGAGGCAGUACGAGAGGGAGAGACAGGCUCGAGUGGAGGAGGUUUGCAGGGAGCCCUCGCCUCCAAUCCCUACUCUGCAGAGAAAACAUGGGCAACACCAGUACACCCCGAGGCCGCCCACUGUGGACAGCCUGCAUUCUACUGCCCCCCUGUCUGAGCGCUCUCUGUCUGGUCUCCAGUCCCCUCCUGUCCCUGCUUGUAAGAAUCAGCUCCGAGCUGCAGGAGAUCAGCGCAAUGUUUUCAGUGAACUGUCGGCGCUUCGUCGACAGCUCCGCAGUGAACAGAAGCGACUGGAGGAUUGUCUUCAACAGGGCGACUGGGAGGAAUUGGACUCUCCUCCACGUGACAGAAUUCGGGAGCGUCCCCCUGUUGACGUCUUUGAUAUGGCCAGGCUGAGGCUCCAGGCGCCCGUCCGAAGGCCGACUUCCAGAAAUGCGGAGCCCAGAAACCUGCUGAGAAUCCAUGACUCCCUUCAGCUCAAAUACACAGACGGUGAAUCCAGGCUGGGGUUUAGUGACGUUCCUAAACUGGAGGCAGUGGGUACAGCCAAUAGGAGGAGGCGGGACUACAGGGAUCCUUAUCUGCAGUUCAGCAGCCAGAGGUCUACGGUCCAAGGCGAUUAUUAUGAUCUGUCCCCACCACGGCAAGAUGAAUAUGUGAGGAGUGCAAGAGGUUCUUUGCUGGAGUCAGAGAGUGCUUUCAUUGACCCCCUAGGAGAUGCUUUUCCAGUGCCACGCACACCAGAGACAGAAAAGACUCCUCUGUCAGCCAGGGAGAGGAGGAGGGUGGCAAGAGAGUCACAGCACCCUCAGGAUAGAGCUGCGUCCAGUCAGCCCUUUAGACAACAUGAUGACUACAGAGGCAGGAGAUGGAAACAGGAAGCCGAGACCAGCGCCGAGGGGAGGAGUCGGAACAGGACAGGUGGCCUGAGAGCUCUCAGUCGUUGUGGCAACACAGCUGAACAAUUCGAUCUGUCUGAUGACAACUCCUCCCCUCCCAGAUUUUCCCGUCAAAAACUCAACCAUCAAAGCUCAGUAGAGACUCUUGCCACGGAUCCUUGGAUGAGGCCAGGAACAUCGGACACAGAGCGGUUGAUGACAUAGCGCCAUGGGAGGGGUCUUCUUCUUCAGACAGCUCGUCUUAACACAGAGGCCAGCCCUGUCUUUCAACCAUGAGAUAAUCUUAGUUUUUUUUCAUCUUUGACUUCUGUGAAUGUAAAUCUGGAUUCUGAGAUUUCAGAAUAUCAGGAUAUUGCCACACCCUCAGUCUGACAUGCCACAGAGAAAACUGACACAGAAGUGUUUCUGGGCAUUUUCUGUUCAUGAAUUAUUAAAUUAUGUCAUAAAUAAAUUAUAUUUUAAUUAU
Molecule: messenger RNA, 4323 nt
Organism: Labrus mixtus (cuckoo wrasse)
Lineage: Eukaryota; Metazoa; Chordata; Actinopteri; Labriformes; Labridae
Product: centrosome and spindle pole-associated protein 1-like
Exons: 29
Coding region: 948-4061 (1037 amino acids)
Biological process (GO): positive regulation of cytokinesis
Cellular component (GO): centrosome; microtubule; spindle pole
Source: RefSeq, a predicted model, not a curated record